This is a messenger RNA of Penicillium canariense, 954 nucleotides long. RefSeq lists its product as uncharacterized. The transcript is spliced from 4 exons. Lineage: Eukaryota; Fungi; Ascomycota; Eurotiomycetes; Eurotiales; Aspergillaceae. The record is from RefSeq and is a predicted model, not a curated record. Gene Ontology annotation, molecular function: iron ion binding; monooxygenase activity; oxidoreductase activity, acting on paired donors, with incorporation or reduction of molecular oxygen. The coding region runs from base 1 to 954 and encodes 317 amino acids.
AUGGGAGAAAUUGCAUUUAGAAAAGAUUUUAAGCAGUUGGAAGAUGGCACUGAACACUAUGCAAUUACUGCUAUGCAUGCACAAAUGGACCAAGUCGGUAUUCUGGGUGCCGUUCCCUGGUUGCUACAUUUAUUGAUCUGCAUUCCUGGGCUCGGUGGCCCAUAUGAGGCAUUCAAGAAGUACACCAUGGGCCAGAUAGAGCAACGAAAGGCAGAAUGGCGUCAGGAUUCCGAGAAAAGGCCGACUGAUGUCGUGUCCUGGCUAUUAAAGGCAAAGGAUGACGGCGAUGCAUCAGCACCCCCGGGGGAUGAUUGUCUGUAUGAUGAAGGCAGGCUUGCUAUUAUCGCUGGAAGUGAUACCACCGGUACGACUUUUGCAAACGUGUUAUAUUAUCUUGCUAUUCACCCAGAGGUGCAUCAAAGGUUGCAAAGGGAAGUUGAUGGGGCACAAGGAGUCCACGAUUAUAACACUCCUUUGCCAUAUCUCGAAGGAGUUAUCAAUGAAACCCUUCGCUUGAAACCUGUUGUGCCCAGUGGACAACCAAGGGUGACACCUCCAGAAGGUCUUGCCAUAGAUGAAACUUGGAUUCCAGGCAAUACUAUUAUGGUCGUCCCACAAUAUCUAUUGCAACGCGAUGAGCGCAACUUUGCCCGCCCGUUGGAAUUCCUCCCAGAACGGUGGCUUGAAGAAGGCAAAGGCUUAGUGUUGGAUGAUCGAGCCUUUUUCCCUUUUAGCAUCGGUCCCUAUGCGUGUGCGGGCAAGCAACUGGCAUAUUUGCAAAUUCGGAUGGCCAUCUGGCAAAUUGCAAGGGAGUUUGAUAUCUCACUCGCACCGCAGGAGGAUGGAAAGAACUUCGAACAAAACAAAAUGCCAAAGACACUUUUACCAUGGCAGUGCCGCCUCUUUAUCUGGUCUUCACCAAGCGAAAGACUCCGGUCCCCACACCAUGAAUAG